Messenger RNA from Meloidogyne enterolobii, 1517 nucleotides. NCBI's taxonomy places the organism in Eukaryota, Metazoa, Nematoda, Chromadorea, Rhabditida, Meloidogynidae. The record is from the annotation of a GenBank genome assembly.
UUCAUAAUGGUCAAAGGAUUAAAUUUAUUUGAAAAACGGUCAUUAGUAGAUAAGGGCAGGUUAGUAGCCAGAAUAUUUUUCGUGGGGAGGGCAGGGGAAAUAAUUUUUGGCACAGAUGACGAAGAUUUUGAGAAUUUUAGUAGCUCUAGGCGGAGAUUAUUCACUAUUUUUCUAUCCCUUCUCCAAACUUUUUUCCUUUUCCCAUUUCCGGGGAGGGGAGGGGAAUCCCCUCCCUCUAGCUACGUCCCUGGAUUGAACCAUUUUCUUAACCGAAUAAACAAAAUUCAAUUUAAAAUUUUUUUCUUCUUACAUUUUACAGACUUUUACCUGCUGUUCGUUUACCUCUUUUACGCCCUGCCUACCUUAUCGAUAAAGUUAGUCGUAAUCCAUAUUUUUGUAAUUCAAUGGAAUGUAGAGAUUUAAUUGAUGAAGCAAAAAAUUAUCAUUUAAUGCCAGAAAGACGCUCAAAUUUCAAUUCAAUAUUCAAAAUAAAUAUAAGAGUGUGUACAGAAAUGCCAGGGAAUAUUUAUGUUUUGGGAGGAUUAAAUCAAAUACAGCCUUCAACUGUUGAAUUUUAUGACCCAACAAUUAAAAAAUGGAAGCCUAGUAAAGUAAUGACUUCUCAGAGGACUAGAGUCGGUGUUGCUGUUUCAAACGGAAAAAUUUAUGUUGUUGGAGGCUAUAAUGGUUCAGAACGUUUACGUUGUGUUGAAAUGUUUGACACACUUAGUGGAAAUUGGGUUAAGCUUGUUUCAAUGUUUAAACGUCGUUCAGCAAUGUGUGCAACAGCUUUGGGUGAACACGUUUAUGUUAUUGGUGGUUAUGAUGGAACUAAUGCAUUAGAUUCUGUGGAAAUUUAUGAAAUAAAAAGUGAUUAUUGGGCUUUUGGACCUCCAAUGUUGGCUAAAAGAUGUGCUGCUGGAAUAGCUAUUUCGAAGGGGUUAAUUUAUGUAAUCGGAGGACAUAACGGCGUUCAAAUAUUCAACACAGUGGAGUGUUACGAUCCAGUUAUUGAAAAAUGGUCUUCUGUUGCACCGAUGUUGGAACCUCGGUGUAGAUUAGCAGCAACUUCACAUCGAAAUAAAAUUUAUGUUGUUGGAGGUUAUUACGACGGCAACUUUCUCAAAAGUGCAGAAGUUUACGAUCCAGAGACUGAUACUUGGUCCUCAAUUGCCCCAAUGAAUUUAUCGAGAGCGCGCGUUUCUCUUGUAACUAAUGGGAAUUUUUUGUAUGCGAUUGGUGGAUAUGACGGGGAGAAUAAUCUAAACUCAGUGGAAAUAUACAACCCAGCCAAAAAUCAAUGGGAAUUUGGUGCACCAAUGACGUCUCAUGAAGGGGGUGUUGGAGCAGUUGUUGUACCAACAAUGCCUCGAAUGCAUACUAAUCGAAAUAAUAAUAAUAAUGGAAGUGGAGUUAAAAGGCCUUACAAUUUUGAUAAUUAUGGAGAAGAUGGAGGAGGAGGAAAUGGUGGUGGAGGACCUUCAACCUCGAGAAGGAUGAGUGAACAAAUUGAAUAA